Messenger RNA from Talaromyces proteolyticus, 1461 nucleotides. RefSeq lists its product as uncharacterized. Gene Ontology annotation, molecular function: DNA binding; zinc ion binding. The record is from RefSeq and is a predicted model, not a curated record. The annotation marks the transcript as partial. NCBI's taxonomy places the organism in Eukaryota, Fungi, Ascomycota, Eurotiomycetes, Eurotiales, Trichocomaceae. The transcript has 2 exons. Gene Ontology annotation, biological process: DNA-templated transcription.
CCGUCUUUGUCAUUUGCCCAUCCGACUACGCUGCAGAUUUUCCGGUUGUGGCAGGUGUUUUUAAACAAUGUCCACCCUCUAGUCAUGCUUUUCCAUGCACCGUCGGUGCAACAGGUCAUUUUAGACAUCGCCACAGACCCGACUAGUGUCAACAAAGCUACUGAGGCCCUUGGCUUUGCCAUCUACCUAUGCGCCGUAGCAUCCAUGACGGACAGCGAGUGUCUGGAACUGACAGGCGAGUCCAAAGCUGACUCCCUCAAUCGCUUCUCACGACUAUCACAUGAAGCCCUCUUCAAUUCCGACUGCCUGCAGUCGAACAACAUCGUCGUCUUACAGGCGUUGACUUUGUACACCGUUACUUCUCCGUCACAAUCUGAAAAACUGACCUUACUGACCGGCCGGGCCGCCCAACUCGCCGAGGCCCUGGGACUACACCGAGAAGAGCGACAGCAGGAUCUCCCUCCAUUUGUCAAGGAGAUACGCCGCCGGCUGUUUUGGCAGGUAUUGAUCCUGGAUGGACGCGCCGCAGCGGCGCAGCGUCUUGGGGCCGGUGCCACGGCAGCAGACCCUCAUUUCCAGGAUGGCUCAUGGGAUGUCCGGCGUCCAUUGAAUGUAAGCGACAGCCAGCUGGUGCCGUCGAUGAGUAUGCCGCCGUCUGAGAACGACAGCCCGACUGAGAUGCUGCUGUGUUCAAUCCGGAUCGAAAUCGAGCAGGCUAUGAGGCGGCUCGAGCAGCAUCAGCAACACCCUUCUCUCCUAGCCCGCAGAGCGCCGCCCGCCUUCGGCGCUUGGCUAGAGCAGCAACAACAGCUACAGCAGGUCGCCGUAGUCGAACAGACCGAACAGAUGAUCGAACAGCGCCUGCUACGCAGCUGCGAUGCUUGUAUCCCCUUCCACCUGCUGACCGCGUACCAGGCGCGGUCGUGGCUGCGCCAGUUGCGCCUAUCCGUUUACCACCCGCGCCAGCGCGGCCAGAAUCUGGAUGGCGGGCAGCAACAGCCCGACGAGCGUGAGCGCCUGUUCAGCCUUGCCCAACAGGUUCUGUCGUAUGACAACCUAAUACAUUCAAACCCGCGCUUCCGCCGCUACCUGUGGCUAAUUGGCCGCGAUGUGCCCGUGGACGCCGUCAUCGUCGUACUCACCGAGCUACUCUCCCGCAGCGACAACAACAACGACGAUGAUGAUAAUGACGACAAACGAAACGUGAUUGAUCGUGCCUGGAGGCAGGUUAUUCAGAUAUACGAAGACCACCCGGCGCUGAUCAACGUAGCUCGUGACAACCCACUCUUUCUGGCCAUUGGUCUGCUCACCCUUAAGGCUUGGGAUAGCCGCUCCGAUCGCAUGACAUUCAAGGGCCGGCAGACGUCUUCAUCCUCUACUGACUAUGACCAAGAUGAACCGCCGUGUAUUUCUCGUCUGCGUGCUCAGAAAGUAGUCGUGAAUCCUGCUUCAUUCUCAUGA